Exaiptasia diaphana is the source of this 1072-nucleotide messenger RNA. Its product is annotated as ragulator complex protein LAMTOR5 homolog. Bases 62 to 337 code for a protein of 91 amino acids. NCBI's taxonomy places the organism in Eukaryota, Metazoa, Cnidaria, Anthozoa, Actiniaria, Aiptasiidae. Gene Ontology annotation, cellular component: Ragulator complex; lysosome; cytoplasm. Gene Ontology annotation, biological process: cellular response to amino acid stimulus; positive regulation of TORC1 signaling. Gene Ontology annotation, molecular function: guanyl-nucleotide exchange factor activity. The transcript is spliced from 4 exons. The record is from RefSeq and is a predicted model, not a curated record.
UGAGAACAGGAAGUCACAAGACUGUGUGUUUGACUGCGGAGACAUUUGUUGCAAAAUAGACAUGGAAAAAGCCAUAGAAUCGCACGUUGAUGACUUGAUGACUGAACAUGGUGUGAUUGGUGUGUUGUGUGUUGACAACCAGGGUCUUGCAUUAACUGCUAAGGGAACAGCAAAUCCUAUACACUCUGGUCCAGUAUUGAAUUUAGCAGAAUGUGCCAAAAAGCUUUAUCCAGAAAUUGAACCACAACCAGUCAUUUGCCUGGAAUCUGAUGCCUGUAAUUUGCUUAUAAGAACACAAGACAAAGUAACAGUCGCAAUACACAAAGUUCCAUCAUGAUAGUCAAUAUAUAUUAAUACCUAAUCCUUAAAAGAGAGUAUUUUGUACACUUAAAAAAAUAAUCAAUAGAGUACAUGUCUGUUAAACAAAACUAAUAUGCAUUAAGUACAAAACUAAUUAUCAGAUCUUUGAAGCAGAACAUACAACACAGUGCUUCUCUGUUUUGUUUAUGGCCGAGUGAAUUGUUAGUUAAUUGAUAAUUUCCUUAAUGCAUUUAUAUACGUGGAUGUUUUGUUGUUUUACUCAUCAUAUGACAUGCAAUAUCAUAUUCUAUGUGGUCAAGUAUAAAAUAGGUAUCUAUCCGUAUCUUACCCACAUUAAUGAUUUUCAUAUCAUACUGUGAAGACAAUAAGUAUACAAAAAUUCCACAAAAGGAAUUUCUUUGAGAGGGACCUGAAGCUUAAUAGUCAUUCAAAUAUAUUGGAAAUUUGUAAUAGUAUUCGCUGGAUUUAGAAUUAUACCUCAUGAUAAGGCWUAUCUUAUUGUCAACUAGAUUCCUAGAGCUACCUAGAACUAUGAAAAAUAGUUUCAGGGAUGGUUAGCAAAUAACACAAGCAACUAGUAACUUGUGUUAUAUUUCAACAAAAUUGAAUUAAUUAACCUUAAGUCAGUGGCACAAGUAGAUAAUUUAAUUAAUAAUGGCCUCCUUAAUAGUAUUGACGAUAUGUUAUUUUUAAUGACCAUGAUCUAAACUGUGAAAGCUGCGUGUGCUGCAAUAAAACAUCUUAAUAUUAA